Messenger RNA from Prorocentrum cordatum, 3039 nucleotides. Lineage: Eukaryota; Dinophyceae; Prorocentrales; Prorocentraceae. The record is from the annotation of a GenBank genome assembly.
AUGUCCGCGCCGCUCCUCGAUCUUCUCGAGUCUGGGGUGGGCAGGCACACGAAGCGCGACCGCGCGUGGCUGGAGCCAGUGGUCGAGGUGCUGGCGACCAACGGCAUCGAGAGUCCGGAGGACCUGGUCAAACUCAACGUCAGGGCCGCGACCUUCCAGCUCAACGGGCCGGUCGAGGGCAAGGUCGCUUUCCUCGAGCGCGCCGUCGCAAAGGCAACCCAUUCCGCCGUGCAGCAGGCAGCUGCCGAGGCCGCGGCGCCAAGCGGUUCACAGGAGCCGGCGAGCGCCCUCCUGCAGGCGCUCCAGGGCGGCCGCAAGCCAGCGGUCCACGUGGACAUCGCCGCAGGCCUGGGCGGCAUGACCUUGGCGGGCUUGCCGGCGUCGUGCUGGCCGUCUCCGCAACUGACCGACUGGGCGCAGGGCCAGGUCGAGGCCGCGGAGAGCAAGGGCAUCACGAAGCCUUUCCUCUACAUGCCGAUCAAGAAAUUCCUCCCGUACUACGCGGCGGACAAGAGGCAGCCCGACGAUCCCGAGGGGGAGUGCGGCGUCGAGCGGUCCUUCGCGCAGGAGAUCGCUCGCGGCAUCUGCCAGGCGAGGGGCCCCGACAAGAAGCAGGGGGACCUGCCGAGCAUCCCGCAGUGGUGCGUCGCGUUUGACAGAUGGGCAAUCGUCGCGGCGCUCUCCGGUCAGAUGCCGCUCGCGGCGUCCAUGGCCCACAAGGAGGUCGCGAUGCAGCUCGCCCUGUCGGCGCGGGCCAGUGAGCGCGCGACCGCGAUCGCCGUCUUCUACGACGAGAUCGCCCGGCGCGAAUGGGCAGACCUUUCAGCGGGCCUGGGCGCCUUCGACGUCGCCGCGGCCGCGCAGUCGCAGAACGCGGCCGCCAUGCUCCGGGCGGGGCGCGAGCGCGACGCCCGCGGGUUCCAAUCAGCCGCGGAGCCAGUGAGGGUCCAGUCAGGUGCAGUUCUCCCCAACACAUCCUGCGCUGAUCUGAGUUGCUUCCAGUCGGCAUUCGACGCUGCCAGCGCGCAAGCUCUGCGCGGCGAAUUAGCGCCCGAUGAGGUCGAGGCGCUGCGUUUCACGCGUGAGGCGCUCGGCCGCCGCGACGCGCAGCCGAAGCGCACGGACGUGCAGUGCGAGUGCAUGGAAGCGUUGCGGUGGAGCGCCGCGCGUAGCCUACGCCAGUGCAUCAAAGAACGCGAGGAGCGCGUUCGGCGCAUCGAAGCCCGGGCGGCGCACUUCCAGGCGUCCGGGGAGGCCGAGGCCGCGAGAAAGGCAGCGCCACCGGAAUUCAGGCCGCUUGUCGCAGGCGUCAACAUUCCACUUUUAAAGGAAUUGGCGCGUGAGUCUGAGUGGCACGACGCAGAGUGCAUCGACUUCUUCUCGCGAGGCGCCCCUCUGUUGGGUAACCUAGAAUACAGCGGCAACGGUCGCGCGCUCAGCCCGGAAGAGCGCGCGGGCGACACUAGCGCUGAGGUAGCCCGUUUGCGUGCCAGCGCGCUCGCGCGCAACGACUUGAUACUUGCAUCAAUUCGCGAGGAUCCCCUCGCCAGCGAGCUGCUCCGUAAGACGCGGGAGGAGGCGGACUUGGGUAGGAUGUCUCCGCCGCGGGCUUUUAGGCCCGACAUCUCCGCGGCCGAGCUUGCCGCUGCUUGGGGCGAAACAAUUCGUCUGGUGCCCAGGUUUGGGGUCUCGCAACCGAAGCCCGACGGGUCGCUGAAAGUGCGCCCGGUGGAUGACUUCACGCGCUCCAGGGUGAGCGGCGCGUGCGCUCCCGCCGAGGAAUUAGGCGUAGAGGGCGCGGACCAGCUGGUAGCGGUCGCGCGCGCCUUCUUCGGGUUGCACGGCGCGCUUCCCGAGCUGUGGAAAGCGGACAUAGAUUCCGCUUGCCGCCGCAUCCCGUUGGCCCCCGCCGAUAGGUUGGCCGCUGUCAGUGUUUUCAAGGAGUGCGGCCGCCCGUGGUGCUCGCAGCACUUGGUCUGCCCGUUCGGCGCGCUAGCAUCUUGCCACGACUGGGACCGCGUGGCCGCCAUGCUCUCGCACUUCGCAAGGCGGCUCGCCAAGCUGCCAGUUUCGCGAUACGUAGACGAUUAUUUUGCGCCAGAUCGCCCCGGCGCGGCCGACCACGCCAUGCGGUGCUUCGCUCGCAUCGUCAGAGCCGCGCUCGGCAGCGACGCAGUAGCCGACGCGAAGCUGGCGCACGGGGCCCAGCUGGUCGUGUUGGGGCUGCUCUUCUCUUUCUGUGCGCAGGGCGUGCGCUGCGAGCCAGCGUGCGACAAGCGGCUCAAGUGGUCGUCCGCCAUCCGGCAUGCUUUAGAGUGCGGCACGUUGCACCAGGGCGCUGCGAAGAAACUCGCGGGCGCUCUCGCAUGGGCCGCGCAGCACUUGUUUAAGCGCUUGGGCAGAGCAAUGCUCCGCCCACUCUUCGCGCACCAGCACAAGCGCUCCAGUCGUAUCGGGCGGCCUCUCGAGCUCGCGCUGCACUGGUGGGCCCAAGUGCUCGAGCUCAGGCUGCGCGAAGUGGCCAGCUGGAAGCAAGGAGACACGCCCGCGGCACGCAUGUUCUGCGAUGCGCGGAGCACGCCCCCUCGCGCCGCCGCCGUGCUUUUUAUAGGCGGCGAAAUCCUGUUUGCCGAGUGCGCGCCCGACGCAGCUCUGAUGCGGAAUUUCGAGCGCAGACGCGACGGCCAGAUUAUGGGCCUCGAGGUCUUGGCGGUCGCAUUAGGCUUGUCGUCUUUUGAAGAGCGACUGGCAGGUCGGGCGCUGGAAGUGUUCUCGGACAAUUCGGGGGCCGAGAGGUCAGUGGCGCGCGCGAGCGCCCGGGACUGGGAUCACGCAGCCCUCGUCCGCGGCAUUUGGUCUCUCGCGGCGCGCAUGUCCCUGUCGAUGUGGGUGCGCCGCGUCCCGUCCAAAAGCAACAUCUCGGACGGGCCGUCCCGCGAGGUCUACAGUCUCUUGCACCUGCUCGGCGCGCGCCAGGUGCCAGCGGUGCUCGAUGCGCGGUUUCACGCAGCCGAGGCCUGGGAGGCGCUGUGGCUCUGA